AUUUUGGUAAAUCAUUUACCCAUCAGCAGAGAAUGCCCUGACUGCUGCACAGAUAAGUUCAAGGUGGAGCAGAGGAUCUCAAACAUACAAGCUUGGACUCUAAGCUCCUGACACUUUCUCCAAGGGGAUAAUUGAAGUUCUGGCCACACGGAGAGCAAGGAGGGAACAUGGAGAAGCUGUUGCUGUGUUUCCUGGCCUUCCUUAGCCUCCCCAGUGCUUUUUCAGCGAUAGACAUGAGCAAAAAGGCCUUUGUCUUCCCCAAAGAGUCAGAUGAUUCCUUUGUAAGGCUGAUAUCACAGCAAAAACAGCCACUCAAGGCCUUCACUGUGUGCCUAUAUGUCUAUAGUGACCUGCCCCGCGGAUAUAGCAUCUUCUCUUACAACACAAGAACACAAGACAAUGAGAUCCUUCUCUUCAAGGAGAAGACUGGAGAAUACAGCAUAUCUGUGGGUGGGACUGACAUAUUUUUCAAGUAUCCUGGUAAUUCUGCACCAUUGCAUAUGUGUAUCACUUGGGAGUCGGUCUCAGGAAUUGUUGAACUCUGGGUGGAUGGGAAGCCCAUGGUGAGAAAGAGUCUGAAGAGGGGAUAUAGUGUGGGAUGGGAGGCAAACAUUGUCCUAGGGCAGGAGCAGGAUUCCUUUGGUGGAAACUUUAACAAAGAGCAGUGUUUGGUGGGAGAAAUUGGAGAUGUGAACAUGUGGGACUUUGUAUUGUCACCAGGAGAGAUUCGUAGUGUCUAUUCUGGUGAGAGCUUCAGUCCUAAUGUUCUGACCUGGCGGGCGCUGGCAUAUGAGAUGUAUGGUGAAGUGUUCACCAAGCCACGGCUGUGGCUCUGA
Trichechus manatus latirostris (Florida manatee) is the source of this 836-nucleotide messenger RNA. Its product is annotated as C-reactive protein-like. NCBI's taxonomy places the organism in Eukaryota, Metazoa, Chordata, Mammalia, Sirenia, Trichechidae. Gene Ontology annotation, molecular function: complement component C1q complex binding; low-density lipoprotein particle binding. The record is from RefSeq and is a predicted model, not a curated record. Gene Ontology annotation, biological process: innate immune response. The transcript is spliced from 2 exons. The coding region runs from base 168 to 836 and encodes 222 amino acids.